This is a messenger RNA of Cornus florida, 2047 nucleotides long. RefSeq names its product homogentisate 1,2-dioxygenase. The transcript has 10 exons. Gene Ontology annotation, cellular component: cytoplasm. The coding region runs from base 175 to 1560 and encodes 461 amino acids. Gene Ontology annotation, molecular function: homogentisate 1,2-dioxygenase activity. The record is from RefSeq and is a predicted model, not a curated record. Lineage: Eukaryota; Viridiplantae; Streptophyta; Magnoliopsida; Cornales; Cornaceae. Gene Ontology annotation, biological process: L-phenylalanine catabolic process.
AAGCCUUAUGAGAAAAAUCAUAUUCGAACAUGAUCUGUUUUAAUACAUGAGGUGGUAGGCGAAGGCAUACUGAAUAGUCUAAAAGGGUGUACAGUGUGUAACCCGUAACAAGACGAAGUUCGCACGUCCUUUCGGAACGGAUCACCGUGCCACGGGAGCAUUUGAAGGCUGAUUAUGGAGAGCCAGAUUACCAAGUGUCCCGAUUUCCCGGCGGAUUUGGACUACCAGUCCGGCUUCGGCAACCACUUCUCGUCGGAGGCGAUCGCCGGAGCCCUACCUCAGAAUCAAAACAGCCCUCUCAUCUGUCCGUUCGGACUCUACGCCGAGCAGAUCUCCGGUACCUCUUUCACCGCUCCCCGUAAGCUCAACCAACGAAGUUGGCUAUAUCGAAUAAAACCAUCUGUUACGCAUGAACCAUUUAAACCUCGUCUACCCAGUCAUGUGAAGCUCGUGAGUGAAUUUAACCAGUCCAACAGUUCUGCAAACCCAACUCAACUACGGUGGAAGCCUGCUGAAAUUCCAGAUACACCAACUGAUUUUAUUGAUGGCUUAUACACAGUAUGUGGGGCUGGCAGUUCAUUUCUUCGGCAUGGUUAUGCCAUUCACAUGUACACUGCCAACAAAUCCAUGGAUGAUUGUGCUUUCUGCAAUGCUGAUGGCGAUUUUUUGAUAGUUCCCCAGAAAGGAAGGCUGUGGAUCACAACUGAAUGUGGAAGGUUGCAAGUUUCUCCUGGUGAAAUUGUCGUUUUACCUCAAGGUUUCCGUUUUGUUAUUAACUUGCCAGAUGGGCCAUCAAGUGGUUACGUUGCUGAGAUAUUUGGUACCCAUUUUCAACUUCCUGAUCUUGGGCCAAUAGGUGCUAAUGGUCUUGCUGCUUCGAGAGAUUUCCUUGUUCCCACGGCCUGGUUUGAGCAGAGCUCCCGACCAGGGUACACUAUUGUACAGAAGUUUGGAGGUGAACUUUUUACUGCAAGACAAGAUUUCUCUCCCUUCAAUGUAGUUGCUUGGCACGGUAAUUAUGUCCCGUAUAAGUAUGAUCUAAGUAAGUUCUGCCCUUAUAACACUGUAUUGAUUGAUCAUGGUGAUCCAUCAAUAAAUACAGUGCUGACAGCUCCAACUGAUAAACCUGGUGUGGCAUUGCUUGAUUUUGUCAUUUUUCCUCCCCGUUGGUUGGUUGCGGAGCAUACUUUCCGGCCUCCGUAUUACCAUCGCAACUGUAUGAGUGAAUUUAUGGGUCUAAUACACGGAGGAUAUGAGGCAAAAGCAGAUGGAUUUCUCCCAGGUGCUGCAAGCCUUCACAGCUGCAUGACUCCCCAUGGUCCUGAUGCUAAAACAUAUGAGGCUACCAUUGCACUUGGAAAUGAAGCAGGACCACAUAAAAUAGCUGAUACUAUGGCUUUCAUGUUCGAAUCAUGUUUAAUACCCCGUGUUUGCCCAUGGGCUCUUGAGUCUCCCUUAAUGGAUCAUGAUUAUUACCAGUGCUGGAUUGGACUGAGGUCCCAUUUCACACAUGAAGAGACAACCGGUCAAAGUAGAGAAUUACAGAAUGGGCACAACUAGGCUGGAGUUCAUUGCUAUUGUGGUUGAUCUGGGCAUGAUCUGUCCUCCAAUAAGAACUGUCCGGCAUCGGCAUGUACAUAUCAAAUAUAGCCGGUGGACAAAGUAUAAAAUAAGUUGGCUCGUAAUUCUCCAAGGUAGUUUGUACUAACUGUAUUUGGAGAAUUUGGUGGCAUAGAAACCAAGUGCUUCAUGAUGGAGUUGGUCAAAAUGCUAUCCGACAUGUUAAAAUGGCCGUGUUAAAAGCCAUGGAAGUGAUGAAGAACAUACAUGAUUAUGUGGAAGGGCGGGACUAGUUUGGAUGUUUGAUUGCACUUGUGGAAGUGCAGGGAUAUGUUGGGAAUGCCUUGUCUAUAUCAUUCGAGACUUAUAUAUUUUUGGUCAUUUGUGUGUUCCUCUAUACUGUUCCAUUUUGUUGUUUUCUUUUAGAUUUGGCUAUGAUUUGUAUUUUGUCUUCCUUGGUUGUGAAGUUGCAUAAAUUUUCUCUGUA